Molecule: messenger RNA, 429 nt
Organism: Nilaparvata lugens (brown planthopper)
Lineage: Eukaryota; Metazoa; Arthropoda; Insecta; Hemiptera; Delphacidae
Source: RefSeq, a predicted model, not a curated record
UUAGAGGAAAAUCAAGGACUGCUGAAGAGCCUUUUUUAUUAUUGUGCCAGGAAAAACAAUCUCAUUGGAGAUGAAAGGAGCUCUCUGUUCAGCUAUUGUAAUCCAUCAGGUCAAAAACCGUUGUCAAAUGCACAAAUGUGUACCCUGGCAUGCAUGCUGAAAGAGACAGGAAUGGUUGAUCCAGGGACUGGCCAAGCUCUACAAGAUCGCUACCAAUUGAAUAACGUUUGGUUGCUUUUGGAAACAACAAGCUCAUUUGUUCACGAACUUUUCCCCGAUUAUAAAGAUCAAGAUAUGGCACAAAAUUUUUUCUAUAAAGCGCGAGCUUUAGCAGAAGCUUGUCUAUUGGUUAAAGUUGGAGAGGGUAGUAUGGACAAAUGUGAAGUGGCAAACCUUUAUUAUCAAACUGUGAGGGGUAAAGAUUACUCA